AUGCCGUCGAUGCUGGUUCUCGUCGGCACAAUGCCGUCGUUGGCUUCUCUGGUUAGUCUAGGAGGAGCUGGAGCAAGUGUAUCCGGAACGAGUUCGUCGGAUGCGUCGUAUGCAUUAGUAAAGAGGGUGUCUUUGUCAAGGAGAAGCGUUAGGGGGACUAAGAAAUGGUUGUGUAGAUAUUCUGUUUCGUCUUCGACUACUACUAGCACUACUGACUUCAUCGCUGAGCAAAGCAGCAGCUCGGUUUCUAUAGAUUCUAACUCGUUUAGAGGGAGUAGUAAAGAAGGGGACGAUAGAGAGAUCGUGCUGAAGCAGGCUCCUAAACCUGUGUUGAAACCCCCUGUGGCAAGGGUAGAAAGGGGUUUGGGGGUAAAUUCUGCUCCUUGGAGUAAGGAACUAUCGAAUGGGGGUAAGUUCGAUGGAGAAGAAGAGAGGAAUAAGGUGAUUGAGUCUCUUGGCGAAGUGUUGGACAAAGCUGAGAAGUUGGAAAUUCCGAAACCGGGUGAGAAAGAGGGUGGUGAGGCUGCUAAACCGUCACAGCCUAGUGCCAACAGUAGUGAUUCAAAAAAUGGUAGCUUUGCGAGUGCUGCUGGAGGUACAAGGAAGACGAAAACUAUGAAGAGUGUGUGGCGUAAGGGCGAUGCUGUUGCAGCUGUGCAGAAAGUUGUUAAGCAAUCACCUAAAGUUGAUAACAAGGGAAUGCAGAUUGAGGACGAGGUUAAUGCCAAAGCCGGCACUCAAAUGGCACCACCGCAGCCACCUUUAAGACCUCAGCCACCUGUGAGACCCCAACCGAUGUUACAAGGGAGGCCUAUGGUUGCUCAGCCACCUGUAAAGAAACCCAUCUUAAAAGAUGUUCGUAUGGCAUCAAAACCUUCAGGUCCCAUCUUGAAAGAUGUUGGUAUGGCAUCAAAAUCUUCAAGUCCAAUCUUGAAAGAUGUUGGUAUGGCAUCAAAACCACCUUCAGUUUCUGAAGAGGUUGUUGAUUCUAGCAUAAAAAGUAAAGAAAGAAAGCCUAUUUUGGUUGAUAAAUUUGCUUCCAAGAAAAAAGCUUCUGAUCCUGCGGCUUCUCAGACUGUGUUAGCUCCUACCAAGCCUGGAAAGGGUCCUCCGUCUAACAAGUUCAGAGUCGAGCACCGUAAUAAGAAAAAUGCAUCAAGUAGUCCAAGACGAAGAAUGGUUGCUGAAGACGAUGGCGACGAAGAUUUAGUCUCCCUUCCUGGAUCAGGUAGAAAAGGGAGAAAAUGGAGUAAAGCUAGUAGGAAGGCUGCAAGACUCCAGGCUGCCAAAGACGCAGCACCUGUUAAAGCUGAAAUCUUAGAGGUAGAGGAAGAAGGCAUGUCCAUUGAGGAUUUGGCUUACAACCUAGCCAUCGGCGAAGGGGACAUCCUUGGCUAUCUAUAUUCAAAGGGGAUUAGACCUGAUGGUGUUCAGACCUUGGACAGAGAGAUGGUGAGGAUGAUUUGUAAAGAUUACGAUGUUGAGGUCCUUGAUGCUGAAUCAGUUAAAGUUGAAGAAAUGGCAAAGAAAAAGGAAAUUUUUGAUGAAGAAGAUUUGGACAAGUUAGAAGACAGGCCCCCUGUCAUCACGAUAAUGGGUCAUGUGGACCAUGGAAAGACCACUCUUCUGGACUAUAUCAGAAAAAGCAAGGUUGCUGCUUCAGAAGCAGGGGGAAUUACACAGGGGAUUGGUGCAUAUAAGGUGUCAGUGCCUGUUGAUGGGAAGUUGCAGUCCUGCGUUUUUCUUGAUACUCCUGGACAUGAGGCAUUUGGUGCAAUGAGAGCUCGCGGAGCACGGGUGACUGACAUUGCAAUCAUUGUGGUUGCUGCUGAUGAUGGAAUUCGUCCUCAAACAAAUGAAGCAAUAGCUCACGCAAAGGCUGCUGAUGUCCCUAUAGUCAUAGCUAUAAAUAAGAUAGAUAAAGACGGAGCUAGUCCAGAGAGAGUGAUGCAAGAGCUUUCUUCAAUUGGCUUGAUGCCUGAAGAUUGGGGUGGUGAUGUUCCAAUGGUUCAGAUCAGUGCUUUGAAAGGGGAGAAUAUCGAUGAUCUGUUGGAAACUGUCAUGCUUGUUGCAGAGCUGCAAGAAUUGAAAGCAAAUCCACACAGAAAUGCCAAGGGCAUUGUUAUUGAGGCUGGUCUUGAUAAAGCGAAAGGACCAUUUGCGACAUUCAUUGUUCAAAAGGGCACUUUGAAAAAAGGGGAUGUUGUUGUUUGUGGAGAAGCUUUCGGAAAGGUACGAGCUUUAUUUGAUCACAGCGGGGAACGAGUUGAUGAAGCUGGACCCUCCAUACCUGUACAGGUGAUUGGUUUAAAUAAUGUACCCAUUGCUGGUGACGAGUUUGAGAUUGUCUCUUCCCUUGAUGUGGCGCGUGAGAUGGCAGAGGCACGUGCAAUAUCACUACGAGAUGAAAGAAUUUCUGCAAAGGCUGGGGAUGGAAAGGUCACGCUUUCCUCCUUAGCUUCUGCUGUAUCAGCGAAGAAGAUGUCAGGCUUAGAUUUGCAUCAGCUUAAUAUCAUCCUGAAGGUCGAUGUACAGGGAUCCAUUGAAGCUGUCAGACAAGCCCUGCAAGGCCUCCCUCAGGAGAAUGUCACCUUGAAGUUCUUGCUACAAGCGACAGGGGAUGUAAGCAACAGUGAUGUUGAUCUAGCAUCAGCGAGUGAAGCCAUCAUUUUUGGAUUCAAUGUCAAAGCAUCUGGUUCUGUCAAGAAAGCUGCAGAAAACAAAGGUGUUGAAAUCCGACUGUACAGAAUUAUCUAUGAUCUUAUUGAUGAUGUGCGAAACGCAAUGGAAGGACUUCUUGAGUCUGUUGAGGAACAAAUCCCAAUUGGCUCAGCAGAGGUUCGAGCUACUUUCAGCAGUGGAAGCGGUCGUGUGGCUGGAUGCAUGGUGAAUGAAGGCAAGUUUGUCAAAGAUUGUGGCAUCAGGGUGAUCCGGAAGGGUAAAACUGUCCACGUUGGUGUCCUUGAUUCUCUUAAGCGAGUUAAAGAAAAUGUGAAAGAGGUGAGUGCUGGAUUAGAAUGUGGUAUCGGUAUGGAUGACUACGACGAUUGGAUUGAAGGAGACACCAUCGAGGCUUUUAACGCGGUUCAAAAGAGGCGAACUCUUGAAGAAGCAUCGGCUUCAAUGUCCGCUGCGAUUGAAGAGGCUGGAGUUGAAGUGUAA
Microthlaspi erraticum is the source of this 3162-nucleotide messenger RNA. The record is from the annotation of a GenBank genome assembly. NCBI's taxonomy places the organism in Eukaryota, Viridiplantae, Streptophyta, Magnoliopsida, Brassicales, Brassicaceae.